GCCCCACACUUUGGGAAAUACUGGGCUAGAUACUCGCAGAGGAAAAGUCUUUUGUGCUCUGACUAGCUUAACACAAAAGAUUUUAUACAGUUGAAAAAAAUAAUAAUUGUAAGCUACUUGUCAAUAUGAGUUUAGACUCACUCUUCCAACAAAUUCUCCAGGCUGAAUAUCAGCAGUCGGAACAGACACAAAAACUCAAAGACGUAAAAGUGGAAAUUAUCCGAUACAAUGAGAAGAUUAAGAGUGAAACCGAAAAAUAUAAGCAAAUCACAGAUGAACUUGAUAAAAAGGCUGAGCAGUUGUCCACCAUGACUCUGCAGUGUGAUAUGAUGAGAAAAUGCAAAGACCAGGCAUUGAAGCAAAUUGAGGAGCAGCUUUGUCAGCAGAGUCGCCUCAAUAGUCGUCUGGCCAAGAUCAAGAAGGAAUCUAAAGAAGAACAGCAUCAGUUCCUCCAGGCGAUCACCAAAUUCAACACUGACUUCAGCCUGACAGGGAACAGCGCAGCCGUGUUAGAGAGCCAGACUCACGCUGAGAUCCUGGCCCUGCGCAGGGAGGCUGAAACUUUACUCAAGGAGAUGGAUGACAUGAAAAGCAGGAACAGCCACAUGAGCUCCACAGUGGAGGAACGGAGCCGGCUGCUGCUGGAACUGCAGGAGCUGAAGAACCUCCAGAGAGACCUGGAUCGGCAGAGGAAGGAGGCCCGAGCACAGACCGGCUCUCUGCGGUCAGAGGUUGAGUUCGUUAGUCAGAAGCACCUCACCGACAGCACCUGUCUGAGCCUGAGGAAGGAGCUGGAGCUGGAGCUGCAGAAAAAUGAAGACCUUGAACAACUGCGGCGGUCCCUGAGCUCCGAGGUGCAGCUCCUCCAGGCAAAACUGAAGAGCAACCAGGAAAGUGAGCAGCAUUAGGAUUAGCCCCCCGAUUCAGGAUGUUUACAUUUACCAUCAGCAUUACUGGUUAUGUUGCAAUAAUACUUAGUUAUACUUUAUUUAAUGAUUUAUUAUCUAAUUCUACUAUAAUUCCUAGUUUUUGACAGCAUUGUCAGUCGUUAUUUGUUAACAUUUAUUAACUUAAUUCUAUACAUGAAGUUUGUUUAAAUUAAAU
This is a messenger RNA of Xiphophorus couchianus (Monterrey platyfish), 1104 nucleotides long. Its product is annotated as coiled-coil domain-containing protein 172. The coding region runs from base 126 to 908 and encodes 260 amino acids. Lineage: Eukaryota; Metazoa; Chordata; Actinopteri; Cyprinodontiformes; Poeciliidae. The transcript is spliced from 8 exons. Gene Ontology annotation, cellular component: cytoplasm. The record is from RefSeq and is a predicted model, not a curated record.